AUGGCGUCGAGUGUCACCUUUCCCCUGACUAAACGUAUAGCUCUCGAAGGCGAAGCAUGUGCAAAUUGGACGAAAAACGUCUUAUUUCGACUUAGUAACAGGAAGUUUCAAACACAGUCCACAGGAAAGCUGUAUUAUUUCUUUUUGUGUCCUUUUCUUGAAGCAAGCGCUCAUACAAUCACGUUUACCUACUUGUUACAUACAAAAAAUAUAAUUACCUUCAUAAAAGUACAAGUGCUUUUCAUUUUUUCCAGUUUUCACUGCUACAUCAUCCCUGACAUCUAA
Acanthoscelides obtectus is the source of this 285-nucleotide messenger RNA. Lineage: Eukaryota; Metazoa; Arthropoda; Insecta; Coleoptera; Chrysomelidae. The record is from the annotation of a GenBank genome assembly.